Osmia bicornis bicornis is the source of this 871-nucleotide messenger RNA. Its product is annotated as mitochondrial import inner membrane translocase subunit Tim21. Lineage: Eukaryota; Metazoa; Arthropoda; Insecta; Hymenoptera; Megachilidae. Gene Ontology annotation, cellular component: TIM23 mitochondrial import inner membrane translocase complex. Gene Ontology annotation, biological process: protein import into mitochondrial matrix. The coding region runs from base 97 to 768 and encodes 223 amino acids. The record is from RefSeq and is a predicted model, not a curated record. The transcript has 5 exons.
GAUUAAGAGCUAUCAGAGUGCCGUUUGAAUUGGUAUUUCUUUGAAAUUUAGUUAUUGAUUUUCACAAAUGAAACAGUUUUCAUAUAUAUCUAGAAAAUGGCCACAGCAAGAAUAAUCCCUUAUAUUUCAUACAAAAGAUUCGCAGCAGUAUCUAGUCUAAGAAAUGUAUGCGUUUUUUCUUAUUACAAUGUAACAUCUGGUUUUCAACAAAAAGCAUUGUAUUGCACAAAGAGAUCAAUUGCAAAAGCUGAUAAUCUUGAACAUGAAAAUAAGCUGCAAGUUGGAUUUGCGGAAGUAGUUAAAGAAAACACAAAAUCUGCUGGAUACUUAGGUGUAAUCAUUGGCGGUGUAGGGAUCACUGCUUUUAUGUUUUAUAUGAUUUUUAAUGAAUUGUUUUCUACUAAAAGUCCAAAUAACGUAUACAGCAAGGCAUUAGAGCGGUGUAUCAAAGAUCCUAAAGUAGUAAAUGCUCUUGGAGAGCCUAUCAAAGCAUACGGAGAAGAAAGUCGUCGUGGACGUAGAAGUCAUAUAAAGUACAUAAUUUUUGAAAAGGAUGGAGUACGACACAUGAGAAUGAAAUUUUAUAUUCAAGGUAUAAGGAGACGUGGUACAGUAAAUUUAGAAGUGCAGGAAAAUGAAUCUGGAAAAUAUGAGUAUAGAUACUUAUACGUGAUGAUAGAUGAUAUAAUGCAAACUAUUAUUAAAAUAGAAGAUAAUAGAAACCUUCCAAGUAGCCCCAGUGAUGAAGUAGAAUUUGAUUUGAGCUAACGUUUCAACUCAUUCUAAAUAGUACUUUAUAUACUGUAUAAAAUACUUAAUUUUAAAUAUAAUUUUGUAACACUUAUGUGAAAUAAAAUGUAGAGAUAUCGAA